UUAGCCGUCAGGUUAAGUGCACCUACCUGACACUUCCUGCUGUCGUCGUUAUGGGUUUUUCCUUUCAUGCGCGUGGAUGACGUUUCUUACAUAUAUAUCACUGCCAUGUUUGUAUGCCUUCAUCAGAUGUAUUCAAUUAGAAUUUCCACGUCCUCCGGCUGAAGCGCUGCGACCUUGGGUAUUAACUCACAUUUGGAGGAAUAUUGGUUGCGAGGUAGUUUAGCCUGCAUACGAUAGGCCUACUACAAAGAUUGGAUUGUGAUUUGGUGGUUGGAGUUUUUAUUUUCGUUUACGUUACCCAGUUGAUACAGCAGUGAGACGCAACAGCGAGGGACUGACCCUCGUAUUUGUAGAGAUAUGGAUGAGAGGUCAUGUGUGCUGUCCAGCUAAGGGCCCUGGUCGCCCCCCCAUCCCCCCGCUGCACGUUGUCGUGAGCAUGUACCGUAGGAACGGUCUCUCGGAUGGCGCCAGCAUUAACUCCGCCUCCUCAGUGGGAAGCAGCAGCUCGGACUCUCUGGAUGGGCCGGGCUUGGACUUCUCCAAGAGUUACGAUGCCGUUGUGUUUGACGUGCUGAAGGUGACGCCCGAGGAGUUUGCUGGUCAAAUCACAUUGAUGGAUGCUCCAGUAUUCAAAGCAAUACAUCCAGAGGAGCUGGCUAGCUGUGGAUGGAACAGGAAGGAGAAACACCGGCUGGCGCCCAACGUGGUGGCGUUUACACGGAGGUUCAACCAGGUUAGCUUUUGGCUGGUGAGAGAAAUUUUGACUGCCCAGACACUGAAGAUCCGAGCAGAAAUACUGAGCCAUUUUGUUAAAAUAGCCAAGAAACUGUUGGAGCUGAAUAACCUCCACUCCAUGGUGUCUGUGGUGUCAGCCCUGCAAAGCGCUCCCAUCUUCAGGCUGAGCAAGACCUGGGCGCUGAUCAGCCGGAAGGACAAGACCACGUUUGAGAAGCUGGACUUCUUGACAUCCAAAGAGGACAACUACACGCGCAUGAGGGAGUACAUCCGUUCUCUCAAGAUAACACCAUGCAUCCCCUACCUGGGCAUCUACCUAUUGGACAUGAUCUACAUCGACUCGGCCUAUCCAGCAUCGGAUAGCAUCAUUGAGACAGAGCAGAGGACCAAUCAGAUGAACAAUUUGCUCAGGGUGAUCUCUGACCUGCAGAUGUCCUGUAAAUAUGAUCACCUGGUGACCCUCCCCCAUGUUCAGAAGUAUUUAAUGUCCGUGCGCUAUAUCGAGGAGCUUCAGAAGUUCGUAGAGGACGACAACUUCAAGCUUUCUCUGAAGAUCGAACCUAUGCACGGCUCCCCGCGCAUGGCCUCAUCCAAGGAAGACCUAGCAGGUCCGUCGGAUGUGUCUGCCUCUGUGAGGUACAACUACCGGCGACCCACCUGUCCCGACGCCUCGGUGAUGGUGCACAUGCCCACCCCUCCCCCCUCUCGCCACAGGAAGAGCCACAGCCUAGGCAACAAUAUGAUGGCGUACGGCAUGGUGGAGAGUAAGAGCGCCACGUUCCCCAUUGAGAAGCCACGCCACCUGUUGGAUGACAGCUUCCUGGAGUCCCAGAGCCCAGCUCGAAAUGACCCACACAGCAUGGCCAUAUCUAACGGCAUGUCUUUAGGCAGCAGUGAAAGCUCAUUCGGCGAGGAACUCUCGCCAGGGAUGGAAAGGGGACGCAUGUAUGCCACACUGGGCCCCAACUGGAAGGUCCCUCUACGUAAUUCACCUCGGAGCCGCAGCUAUGUUUACAGCCCCUCGGGUGCCAACCCGUGCCACGGGUGCAGCGAGGUGGGCAGUGUUACUAUCGAGGGGCCCCUUCGGAGGAAGACCCUGCUGAAAGAGGGCCGAAAACCCAAGUUGUCAUCGUGGACACGCUUUUGGAUCACUCUGUCUGGUUCGACGCUGACGUUCUACGGGGCCAAAGCCUUGAGGGCCUCCGAGAGGAAGCAUUACAAAUCUUCAGCCUGUAAGAAGGUGUGUGUAACGGGCUGGAUGGUUGUCCUGCCUGACGACCCGGCUCGACCGAACAUCUUCCACCUCAACGACCCGGAUAAAGGUAAUGUUUACAAGUUCCAGACGGGAUCCAGAUUCUCUGCAAUCAUCUGGCACAAAAACCUGGAAGAGGCUUGCAGGAGCUGUAGACCUCAGAUACCAACCAACCUAAUGUCAUUUGAGUAGUGGACAACCAGCCAGCUUGCCCAGUGGGGAGUUAGUGCCAAGCCCUUUUCUAUGGGAGUCUAACAAACUCUGAUAAAAUGGUGGAACGGAGGAAUUGGUUGGAAUCCUAUGAAAUGAGUGGUGAGGAAGUGUAGAAGUGUGUGUGUGUCUGAUUCUACAGACUGGGGCAGAUGCUCUUUACCACUGGGGACACACACACACACAGCAGCGUUAUAGCCAAGGACUACGUGCGAUGUCUCUCUUUCCAGAGCAAGGAAAACAAAUAUGUAAAGCCCCUGUUUCGUGUCAAAGCUUUCUCGCUUGUCGUCGUUUGUUCCGCUGCUAUAAACGUUCUGAGCAAGCUCAUAUUUCUUUGGCCCAUGUUGGGUUUUGCUUAGAAGAAAGGAUUAAAAAAAAUACCUGUAAAUGCACAAAGACUGACAGUGUUAAGAAACUGUGAUAAGGGGACCAGUGACUUGGGCCCUUGGAGUAUCAGCACUGCCAUGGCCCCCUAACUAUUUGAGCCAAUGUUUCAGACCACUGUUGACUGGACACUUUGCAAAACACACGCUAGAUUGAUGCUCAUUGUCGACCCUGGUCCUUACGUCAGGCAGUGGACUGAUACUCAUCGUCGACCCUGGUCCUUGCGUCAGGCAGCGGACUGAUGCUCAUCGUCGACCCUGGUCCUUGCGUCAGGCAGCGGACUGAUGCUCAUCGUCGACCCUGGUCCUUGCGUCAGGCAGCGGACUGAUACUCAUCGUCGACCCUGGUCCUUGCGUCAGGCAGUGGACUGAUACUCAUUGUCGACCCUGGUCCUUGCGUCAGGCAGCGGACUGAUACUCAUCGUCGACCCUGGUCCCUGCGUCAGGCAGCGGACUGAUACUCAUCGUCGACCCUGGUCCCUGCGUCAGGCAGCGGACUGAUACUCAUCGUCGACCCUGGUCCUUGCGUCAGGCAGCGGACUGAUACUCAUCGUCGACCCUGGUCCCUGCGUCAGGCAGCGGACUGAUACUCAUCGUCGACCCUGGUCCCUGCGUCAGGCAGCGGACUGAUACUCAUCGUCGACCCUGGUCCUUGCGUCAGGCAGUGGACUUUACAGCAAAAGUCAUGACUCGUUGAGUUUUCAAAUAAGGGAGAAAGGACUUGGCUUUCUGAACAACUAGUUAUUUAACAUACAAAGGCUCAGCCAAACCUGAACCACCCCCUGCUCAGUCAAACCACACUAUUUACUAUAGCCAUACAAACAAUGUCUGCCGAUUUAAAGACCCAUUUUUUUUUUUUUUUAACUCCAAGUAGGUUGAGCAAGAAAAGCCUUUAUCACCAUUCGUCAUCUCAUCUGAACCAAUAAAGACUUUUCUACCAAUCAGAAAUGAAACAAACACACAGGAAGAAGAAAAAAAAAAACGUAUGUUGCACUUUUUUGUCAUAACAUUUUAAGUUUGAUUCACAACUUUAUUGUCCAUCAAA
This is a messenger RNA of Oncorhynchus mykiss (rainbow trout), 3625 nucleotides long. RefSeq names its product ras-specific guanine nucleotide-releasing factor RalGPS1. Gene Ontology annotation, cellular component: plasma membrane. NCBI's taxonomy places the organism in Eukaryota, Metazoa, Chordata, Actinopteri, Salmoniformes, Salmonidae. Gene Ontology annotation, biological process: Ras protein signal transduction. The record is from RefSeq and is a predicted model, not a curated record. Gene Ontology annotation, molecular function: guanyl-nucleotide exchange factor activity.